Messenger RNA from Purpureocillium takamizusanense, 1956 nucleotides. RefSeq names its product Vacuolar protein-sorting-associated protein 27 (gene VPS27). The record is from RefSeq and is a predicted model, not a curated record. Gene Ontology annotation, cellular component: ESCRT-0 complex. NCBI's taxonomy places the organism in Eukaryota, Fungi, Ascomycota, Sordariomycetes, Hypocreales, Ophiocordycipitaceae. The transcript is spliced from 5 exons. Gene Ontology annotation, molecular function: ubiquitin binding; metal ion binding; phosphatidylinositol-3-phosphate binding. Gene Ontology annotation, biological process: protein transport to vacuole involved in ubiquitin-dependent protein catabolic process via the multivesicular body sorting pathway; protein targeting to vacuole. Bases 1 to 1956 code for a protein of 651 amino acids.
AUGAUGAGCUGGUGGUCGUCCUCGGCCAACACGGCCCUGGACGAGCAGAUUGAAAAGGCCACCAGCAGCAGCUUGGAGGACAUUGCCUUGAACCUCGAAAUCUCCGACGUCAUCCGCUCCAAGACUGUUGCUCCGAAGGAGGCCAUGCGCUCGCUGAAGCGGCGCAUCGGCAACAAGAACCCCAACACGCAGCUGAGCGCCCUCAACCUCACCGACACGUGCGUCAAGAAUGGCGGCUCGCACUUCCUCGCCGAGAUCGCCUCGCGCGAGUUCAUGGACAACCUCGUCUCCCUGCUCCAGGCCGUCGGGCCCGUCGCCGUCAACGCCGAUGUCAAGGGCAAGAUCCUCGAGCUGAUACAGUCGUGGGCCGCCGCCACCGAGAACCGCCAUGACCUUGGCUAUAUUGGCGAGGUGUACAGGACGCUGCAGCGCGAGGGCUACCAGUUCCCCCCACGAGUCACCGUCGCGAGCAGCAUGCUGGACAGCAGCGCGCCGCCCGAAUGGGCAGACUCGGACGUCUGCAUGCGCUGCCGCACGCCCUUUACCUUUACCAACCGCAAGCAUCACUGCCGCAACUGUGGCAACUGCUUCGACCAGCAGUGCUCGAGCAAGUCGGUCCCGCUGCCGCACCUCGGCAUCCACACCCCCGUCCGCGUCGACGAUGGCUGCUACGCCAAGCUCACCGGCAAGGGCUACAAGGAGCUCGACCGCACGCCCACAUACCCGCACAAGACGCGCAGCACCUCGAUGCAGCCCCGCAGCGCCCGCGUCGACGACGGCUUCGACGAGGACCUCAAGAAGGCGCUGGCCAUGAGCCUCGAGGAGGUCAAGUCGGCGCGCGGGCACGAGCCGGCCACCAACGGCGGCGAGUCGGCCUCCAAGCGCGCCGAGGACGAGGAUGCCGACCUUCGCGCCGCCAUCGAGGCCUCGCUCGCCGACAUGGAGGAGCAGAAGAAGAAGCACGCCGCCGCGCUGAAGCAGCAGACGUCGACCGACGCCCCGCCCACGACUUAUCUGCCCAAGAACGACUACGAGCUGACUGCCGUCGAGGCCGAGAACAUUAACCUCUUCUCCACGCUGGUCGAUCGCCUGCAGACGCAGCCGCCCGGCACCAUCCUGCGUGAGCCCCAGAUCCAGGAGCUCUACGACAGCAUCGGCACGCUGCGGCCCAAGCUGGCCCGCACGUACGGCGAGACGAUGAGCAAGCACGACACCCUCCUGGACCUGCACGCCAAGCUGUCGACGGUCGUGCGCUACUACGACCGGAUGCUGGAGGAGCGCCUGUCCAAGGCCUACAGCCAGCAGAACCUCUACCACCGCCAGUACGCGCCGCCGCAGCCGUCUCAGCCGCCGCAGUCGUCGAGCGAAACCUACUACACGGGCCAGUACCAGCGCCCGUACCAAGGCGACUGGAGGGAGCCCGAGCCCGAGUCACCUUCGGUGGCCCGCCGGGCGUCGUACGCCAAGUCGCCGUACCCGAGUCUGGGGCAGUACCAGCAGUCGAUGCCGCAGACGGCGCCCCAGCCGACGCAACCGAUGCAGCCAUCGCAGCCGCAACCUCCUCCGCCGUCCCACGCGCCGUCGCAGCCGUCGUAUCCCCAGCCGUCACAGCCGCCGUAUCCUCACCCGUCACAGGCCCCGCCACAGCCCUCUCACGCGCCGCACGCGCCGACGCCGGCCCCGCAGCCGGCCCAGAUGCAGAGUCCCCAGGCUCAACCCCCACAACCCAUGCUCUCGCGGGUGCCAUCGCAACCCGGACCGCCGCCGAUGCAGACCCAAGGACAGCCGCAGCCACAGCAGCAGCAGCAGCAGCAGCAACCGCAGUACCAGUACUGGGCCCAGCCGGCUCCGUCCCCCGGCGGCCCCAGGCAACGGGCCUACCCGGACCCGCUGCCCUCGGUGCCGCAGCACGAGCCCAAGAAGCCCGCGGCGGAGGAGGCGCUCAUCGAGCUGUAG